AUGGGUGCCUCACUGGACUGGAGCAGAGCCUGUUUUACCAUGGACCCGGGAUUCAACCGAGCAGUGACGGAGGCCUUUGUGCGCCUGUGUGACUCGGGGCUCAUCUACCGCUCCGAGGCGCUCAUCAACUGGAGCUGUGCGCUGCAGUCGGCCAUCUCUGACAUAGAGGUUGACUCUAAAGAGCUGUUUGGAAGGACCCUGCUGUCUGUGCCUGGUUAUAGCCGGCCAGUGGAGUUUGGGACAAUGGUCACCUUUGCUUAUCCAAUAGAAGGCCUUGAGGGGGAGAUUUCUGUGUCCACCACUCGUCCUGAGACAAUGUUUGGGGACGUGGCUAUAGCGGUCCAUCCUGAUGAUCCCAGAUACCAGGCGGUGCAUGGGAGGCAGUGCAGACACCCGUUCACAGGCUCUCUCCUGCCCAUUAUCACUGACCGUAUAGUGGACAUGCAGCUGGGCACAGGUGCUGUUAAAGUGACCCCUGCUCAUGACCAUUCAGACUUCCUUCUCUCACAGAGACACAAUCUGCCUCGUGUCACUGUCAUCGGGGAGGACGGCACAAUGACACCACCAAGUGGACACUGGCUACAGGGCGAAAGGCGGUUUGAGGCCAGACAGAUGGUGGUGGACGCUUUGGUGGAGAAGAAACUGUUCAGGGGGAAACGAGAGCAUAGUAUGGUUUUACCAAUAUGCAGUCGAUCAGGCGAUGUGAUUGAACCGCUCCUGAAACAGCAGUGGUUUGUGCGAUGUGAGGAGAUGGCGACUAAAGCUGUGCAGGCUGUGGAAGACGGACAACUGGAGAUUAUCCCACAAUUUUACACCAAAACGUUGAAGCACUGGCUCUCCAACAUCAGUGAUUGGUGUAUCUCCAGGCAGCUCUGGUGGGGCCAUCAGAUCCCAGCUUACAGAGUGGAACUCCACAAUUCCCCCGACAAACAAGAGCGCUGGGUUUGGGGCCGGAGUGAGGAGGAGGCCCGUCACAGAGCCGCAGCCCAGUAUGGAGUCGGAGCGGAGAAUAUCACUCUUACGCAAGUGGCCCUCGUGACUUUACCGGAUCUCACAUGA
Knipowitschia caucasica is the source of this 1059-nucleotide messenger RNA. The record is from the annotation of a GenBank genome assembly. NCBI's taxonomy places the organism in Eukaryota, Metazoa, Chordata, Actinopteri, Gobiiformes, Gobiidae.